Angiostrongylus costaricensis is the source of this 891-nucleotide messenger RNA. Lineage: Eukaryota; Metazoa; Nematoda; Chromadorea; Rhabditida; Metastrongylidae. The record is from the annotation of a GenBank genome assembly.
AUGCCGAACUUUCGACAGAGACGCGAAGCAGCCGCUCGUCGCCCAAAUGAAAAGCGCGACGCUCGCAGCGCAUUCCAGGAUGCCAUCCAUGCCUUCGAAUCGUUAAGCAGUACCGGGUCAGACAAAGAUGCCAACUCGUCAGACACACCUGGGACAGCUAAGCCCGUUUAUAGAGUAUCUGAGCUUAGUGAUGUGGAAGCUUCAGAAGAAGAAGACUUGUCCGAAGAGUUUUACGAAGUAGAAAGAAUUGUUGGUCAUGAGAACACUGAAAAGGGAUUGUUCUACUUGGUGCGGUGGAAAGGGUUCGGUAAGGCUGAUGACACCUGGGAACCCGCUGAAAACUUGUCGCAUGCAACAAACGCUAUCUCUGACUACGUGUUGUCAAGGAAAAUAGUCCUAAAGAGUGCUCUCCAUUUGACGCAACCAUGGCUGUAUGAAAGAGACUCAGAUGAGUCGGAUGCGGACAAAAAGCACGAACAACGGAUAGAGCAGCGGAAACUUAUUGUACAGGAGCGUGAGAGGAUCGAUGAAGAAGAUAAACGGCGCAAAAAACAGAAAGAGAAAUCUUUUGAAAGAUGCAGCAGCAUGACACCGGGUAACAAGCGUAAAUGGCAGGCAGAAAGCAGUUAUCCGGACGAUAGUGAGAGUUCGAAGGCGGAUGAACACUAUGAAGUUUUGUAUGGGGCGAUACCAGUGGAACUCUCUAAGGAGUCUGACAACGUUUUUGUUGGUUAUGAUGCUGUUGUUCCUGGUGGCGAGCGAUCUACUGCUAAUGAGCGCAAUGUGGAUGAUCAGCAGCAGAUAUUUGCCGUCGGAAAAACUAAUGACGGUCGAAUCAAGGUGUUAGUUGGCACCGAUGAGGCGAGAAGACUCGUUUCCUUAAGCGGUUAG